This is a messenger RNA of Arachis ipaensis, 1134 nucleotides long. RefSeq lists its product as uncharacterized. Lineage: Eukaryota; Viridiplantae; Streptophyta; Magnoliopsida; Fabales; Fabaceae. The record is from RefSeq and is a predicted model, not a curated record.
UUUUGCAGAGUGAUUUCUUCAACUUCUGCCUUGUGAACUACGUUGUCGAAAACAAAUUCUUUAAAGAAGCUGUAGAAGAAGUGAAAUUCAACAGCAGCAUGAAAGAAGCAGCAGCAAUACCAUAUAAUCUCAGAUGUCACGGUCGUGUAGUCGGCGAGCGCUAUUUGAGGCCCAGACAUGUCCAGCUUGAUCAUAGCUCCAACAAACCACUCUCAGUCAAUCAUAACUCCAAGAAACGUCGGUCCAGACGCAGACAAAAGCCUUGUGAUCCCCCUUUACCUGAAUGUGAUAAAGACGAAGAGCCCUCUUUACCUGAAGGUGGUAAAGACGAAAACCCCCCUUUACCUGAAGGUGGUAACGAUGAAAAAAAGGAAAGGAACAUGUUUGUUAAAGGCGCUAAGAGAGGCACUGAACCUGUAGAAGAAUAUCUCAGGCAAAUGAGCAGGUACUUUAUGGAGACUAUGUUUCCGUAUCCAUUAGCUGCAAUGAAACACUACAACUCUGGAUUAAAAGAGGAAGAGCAAUACGAGGUUAUUGAUUAUCGUGAUAAGCUGUGCCGUUAUUUCGGAAAACUUGGCUAUAUACGCCUAAUGCACUUUAUAGCUGAGCCUAAAUAUACUAAAAACAUGCCCAAUGCAUCAGAGGAUACCGCUAAGCACUUUUAUGCCCGGAUGCAUCAAAUGCCUAAUCGUGAAACUCAUGUGGAUUACUGUAAACUGUAUGAAGGACCCCCACAACCUGGUCUCCAUUUUAGCCAAGAAGUCAUUCCCUUGUGCUGUGAAACUUGUGGUCUUAAGGAUUUGAAAGCCCUUGAGUCAAAAUCAAUGGAAUUGAGUGCUGAAGGUGAAGGAAGAAAGGAGGAGUAUUGGAACGGUUAUCACACCUCCACUCCUCCAAAAAUUAUGGUGGCACGCAGAAGAAACCCAGAGGUCUUAGCAGAACAGGUCGCCAGGAGAAAGAGAAAACGUUGAAUGGAUCUUAAAAGAAUUGAACUAAUGUGGAGUCUGUACUCGUCUGUAUGACUGUUCCUUUGGCAAGAUUUCCUUGUAAAGAAUACUUUCUAACUUGAAUACAGAAAUGCUAGCUUAGGUUUUCUAGACUAAGUUUGUGUUUAUAUUUAGGCUAAUUGUGAUA